Messenger RNA from Cololabis saira (Pacific saury), 1706 nucleotides. Its product is annotated as peptidyl-prolyl cis-trans isomerase Fkbp12-like. Lineage: Eukaryota; Metazoa; Chordata; Actinopteri; Beloniformes; Belonidae. The transcript is spliced from 4 exons. The record is from RefSeq and is a predicted model, not a curated record. Gene Ontology annotation, molecular function: peptidyl-prolyl cis-trans isomerase activity. Bases 67 to 390 code for a protein of 107 amino acids.
CCAUAAUUCAGGGCUUGACGAGGACGCGGAGAGCCUGCUCUGGUGAAGACGGCAGCAGCAAGAACAAUGGGAGUAGACGUGGAAACCCUCAGGCCAGGAGACGGAAAGACUUUUCCGCAAAAAGGAAAGCAGGUUUCCGUCCACUAUGUUGGCACGCUGACAAACGGGAAGCAGUUUGACUCCUCCAGGGACCGAGGACAACCCUUCCAGUUCACGCUGGGAGCUGGGGAAGUGAUCCGUGGUUGGGAUGAAGGUGUAGCUCAGAUGAGCGUCGGUCAGCUGGCCAAGUUGACCUGCUCCCCGGACUACGCGUACGGCAGCAAAGGCUACCCGCCCAUCAUCCCUGCCAACUCCACCCUCAUCUUUGAGGUGGAGCUCCUCAAAUGCUGAGUGUUUCCACUGAAAGUUAAUACUGAAUUUUUAUUUUUUUUUUCCAUUCCACCCACCUCUGUUAUAUAUAAUUGCUUGCAUAAAGGUGCUGUCAAAGAUUUAUAAACAUGAAUAAAUGAUUUUAGAAAGAAUAUUUAAAAUUUGUUAUAAACUAAGAAAUGAGAGAGAAUUGGGACUUUACUAUUUCAGUUGAUGAUGGUCGUGCCUGGGAAACUUGAAAAGAAUAUUUCACCAGUUUGGGGUAAAUGGAUGUUGCUUUCUUGACAGUCUGAGAUUGACCAUAUUGAUUUUAAAACUAUUGAAUAUGAAAUAUCGAGCAUCAACAUGGAUUUAAGCUUGCAUUCAUCCAGCGGGUUAUGUCACAAUCACAUUUUUAAAGUUUCAUGACUUGAUCUUAAUCUAACAUGUCUAGUGUCCUUAAGAGCGCGUGGCAGCUCUGGAGUUAUUGUGAACAGUUGUUCACUGUAACUUCAGAUUUACAAUCAUUGUUGCCCAUAAAAGACUUGAAACAGUUUAAAUCUCAUCUCUCUUUCAGUACCCCCUCCAAAGUCUCUGUUGAAUCCUAUUAAAAUAUAGUUUCAUAGUCCUCAAAUUUAAAUCUGUAAUAUUGAAUUUGGUCAGUUUUGUUGAAGUGUUCUAUUCAAUGCGGCUCGUAACAUAAUAAUUUGAGGAUAUCGUUAUUGUUUUACUUGUUAAAACUUAUUCACAUUUCACUAAUUGGUCUGCAUAAAAGUUGUACAAUGAAGAGCAAAAAAAGCAACUGAAUUUAAGGGAGGAAAAAAAAGUGGAACGAGUGACAGUAAGCACACGUUGGCUACCCAUCUUCUCAGCGACUCUUAAUUUGAUCACAAGUGUUUAUUCUCGUCUUUCAGAAGUAGUGUGGUAGUGGUUAGUGAUGUUAAAAUCCACAAGUGACACCUUUUUUUUCCAAGACUUUUUUUUUUUUCAUGGAUAAUUUUAUUCCUGCUGUAGGUGCAUUUAGAUGACAACUUAAAACAAUCGCACAAGUCUUGAGAAAAAUAGUCUUUGUAUGAAAAGAAUCACAGCUUAAAACUGAACUAACUUUGGCUUGUUUCUUUUGUGUUGCCACGUUUACUCUUAAAAGCAGAUUUUGACACCUGUGUUCCUUAAACUCGCUUUUUGGUCCUUUAAUCCAGGUUUUAGACCUGAAGUGUCCUUGUGUUACAUCGUAAUCAAAACACUGUUUUGUGUUUAUUUUUUUCUUUUGUAUUGCCUUUUUCCUUCAUUGUAUUAUCAGAACUCUUACCUGUGGCUGUUGCAGUCUCACAUUAAAAUCAGGAUACUGUAUAAAUGAA